AUGGGCGCUGUUCAAUAUCAGGGGGACGACGUUCUACCUGCCGCCAAUAUGAUAUAUGAUCAAUCGAUCACCAUUCCAGGUUGCGCUCCUGCAGAUGUGUUUCCGUGGCUGGUUCAAGUUGGCGCAGGCCGUGCAGGCUGGUAUCUCCCAUUCUGGGUAGAAGAUUUAUUGGUACCAAAACGAGCACGUGCAAGCAGGUCCAUUCGGCCGGAGUGGAUCGAUCUGAAGCCUGGAAGCAGAGUCUACGAUUACAAAAUGCCAUUUGUGGACCCUGAGACACCUUGGUUUGAUGUCGUCCACAUCAGCCCAUCCUCAAGUGAUGGUCAUGGAGAAUAUCAAAAUGAUGAGAGAAGCCUGGUGUACCGCAGUGAGCGAUACGGAUGUGUUUUCACAUGGACGUUAAUGGCUCGCAAACCCGAAUCUGAUAAAGCUGCUUACUCAAAAAACACCAUUGCGCAGCCAGUAUGUCAGGUUCACCUGCGAUUUAGAGGUCAAAUUCAAACCACAGGUUGGAAAAGGAGCUUGAUUGCUUGGGGAGGCGGAAUUAUGGAUUACUUGACAACAGCCCCUAUGCUACUCGGCCUGAGGGACCGUGCAAUUGCAGCGAAGGAACAGAGGACAGAGUGA
Molecule: messenger RNA, 627 nt
Organism: Exophiala aquamarina CBS 119918
Lineage: Eukaryota; Fungi; Ascomycota; Eurotiomycetes; Chaetothyriales; Herpotrichiellaceae
Exons: 1
Coding region: 1-627 (208 amino acids)
Source: RefSeq, a predicted model, not a curated record